ACUCAAUCUGACUUGAGUAUUUAUAUGCAGCAAGAGAGAGAUACAUUGAGUCCAAGCUUCAGGCCUAGAAACAGGAAUCAGUUACCAUUGAUGCUUAUCCCAAUGUUUGUGGUUACCAUAAAAGCAAAUAUAACAUGGCAAGUGGUUUGCGUCAGAUCAGAUGUUUGAAUCUUUUGAGGAGGUAGCACGUGAAUGUCAUUUUUGUCAUUGUUGCGAGCGCUCUUUUACAGCUGAAGAAGAGGAUAUAGCUUUGUUAAUAAGCAAAGGAAUACCACAAAGGGUAAAGGCUUCAAGCACGGGGGAACAUCUUAACGUAUUAGCAGUGGAGUCUUCCUAUGCUCACUAUGUAUUUCAGCAGCUAGAAAAACUACAGGCAGUUUUUGAAGAAUACUCUAAACUAACAAGGAAGUUAUUCCUCUCGCUGAGAUAACUUUGCAAGAGCUCUGAAUGAUGUAUUAGAAAUCUCUGCCCAGACAAAAGCUGGCAAAGACUCAAUUGAAGCACUGGUGCAACCCCUGGAAAAUGCUGGCAGGAUCUUACAGGAAAUCGUAUCCUACCAAAAGCAAAUUUAAGAUCUUAAAAAUAUAAGCUCGAUUUCAGG
Molecule: messenger RNA, 601 nt
Organism: Arabidopsis arenosa
Lineage: Eukaryota; Viridiplantae; Streptophyta; Magnoliopsida; Brassicales; Brassicaceae
Source: the annotation of a GenBank genome assembly